Molecule: messenger RNA, 570 nt
Organism: Phycomyces blakesleeanus NRRL 1555(-)
Lineage: Eukaryota; Fungi; Mucoromycota; Mucoromycetes; Mucorales; Phycomycetaceae
Exons: 1
Coding region: 1-570 (189 amino acids)
Source: RefSeq, a predicted model, not a curated record
AUGCCUACAUUAAAUGAUAGACAGAUUAUUCUCAGAGAUCUGAAAGAGAAGAUUCUCAAAAAGCUUAUCGAAAGACAGCUUUCUCUGAAUACAUCCAUAUUAAAUAUCGUUAAGGACAUCUCUGAACUUUUAAUGUAUCAGAUUGUGCUUGAAAACAGAUACCUUUCCCCAAGACUCCGUAUUCAACGAGCUCCAAGCAGAAUAGACUGGCUUUUAUAUCAAUUAUAUGAUGACCGAUUCAGACAGGAAUUCCGCAUGAAUAAAUACUCUUUCCAUGCAAUACUUAGAAUGAUAAAGAGCCAUUGGGUUUUCAAAAGUGAUCCCCGCAAGAAGCAGCCAGAACCAAUGAUUCAGAUGAUGGUGGUCUUAGAGCGGCUAGGUACACAUGGAAAUGGUGCUUCUGUGGGUUGCACUGCACAAUCAAUGUGUAUCAGUGAUAACUUUUACUGUUUCUCAACUAUUAUAUGCAGUGUACAUACCUUGAUACUUAUAUAUAUCUCAUUGCAUAGAAGGAUCAGUUUGCUGCUAUACAGAAAGAUUUCUCACUGUCAUAAUGUCAUUAGAGACUAG